AUGGAGCAUGGUGAGCAGCUUUUCAGUUGUGAGACCUGUGGCAAGAGUGUCACACGGGGCUCUGAUCUCAGCAUCCACCGCCGCACCCACACUGGUGAGCAGCCCUUCAGUUGUGAGACCUGUGGCAAGAGGUUCAGCCAGGGCUCUCAUCUCAGGCGACACCACCUCACCCACACAGGUGAGAAGCCCUUCAGUUGUGACAGCUGUGGGAAGAGGUUCAGCCGGAGCUCUCAUCUCGGGCAACACCACCUCACCCACACCACUGAGAAGUCCUCUACCUACAAGGACUGCGGCAAGACAUUCACUCACAGCGCCACCCUUCGCCAGCACCGCAGUGUGCAUGGCACUGAGGAGUCCUUCAGCUGCUUGGAUUGCGGCAAGAAAGUCAAACACAGCUCCAGCCUCAGCAUCCACCGCCGCAUCCACACCGGAGAGCAUCUUUUCCCCUGCGCUGUGUGCGGCAAGAGCUUCACCACGAGCACCUCAUACAUCCGGCAUCAACUCAUCCGCAGCGGUGAGAAACCCUACAGCUGUGCUGACUGCGACAAGAGCGUCACCUGCAGGUCUAAGCUAAUCCAGCACCGUCGUGUGCAUACCAGAGACAAACCUUUCACAUGUCCUGACUGCGGCAAGAGUUUCACUCAGAAAGGCCACCUCAACGUGCACUGUGCCACCCACACCAGAGCUCAGCCCACACUGGAGGGGAGGCAUAGAGUCACCCAGAAUCUGUUGGGAUAA
Molecule: messenger RNA, 738 nt
Organism: Dryobates pubescens (Downy woodpecker)
Lineage: Eukaryota; Metazoa; Chordata; Aves; Piciformes; Picidae
Product: oocyte zinc finger protein XlCOF15-like
Exons: 1
Coding region: 1-738 (245 amino acids)
Biological process (GO): negative regulation of transcription by RNA polymerase II
Molecular function (GO): DNA-binding transcription repressor activity, RNA polymerase II-specific
Source: RefSeq, a predicted model, not a curated record